Messenger RNA from Mesocestoides corti, 2451 nucleotides. The record is from the annotation of a GenBank genome assembly. Lineage: Eukaryota; Metazoa; Platyhelminthes; Cestoda; Cyclophyllidea; Mesocestoididae.
AUGUUCUUGGGGAAUCAUUCUUCUUCAGUCAUUCCAGCAAUAAAGGAGGUUGUGCUGGGAAUUACGCCCUCGGGAUUUGUCACCGUGUGGACAAUUACCGGCAAGGAGGCCCUUCAUUCAACCAUCCACGAGCACGAAUCGCGACGCGUGAAAACGUCCUCGCCAGUUUUGGAGAUCCACUGUUGUCAGCAACUGCCUCGCCUUGUCCUCCUCGUCUGUGUAUCCGAAUGGAGGAUCUUGGAUGCUUUCGACUGUUCAACUCAAAUCCUCCAGUCCAGCGAGUCAUCGGAUGUGCGGUUCAUCGGGGGCGCCUUCUUCCACAAGGAAUUCGUCGCUGUGUACACCAGCGUUGCUGAGGCGAGGAUUUACCGCCUGCCCAGAGACCUCUUUUCAAAAAUGGGCGACCGUAUUGAAAAUACAGGACGAAAACCCCAACUCGUUGCCAUUCUGAAGACAAAAGGCAAGCUGGAUCGUGAGCUGGCCCGUCAUUUUCGUCACCUAGCGGUGAACAAGUCGCGCAGACCCGCACUGGGUCGUCUGGGGGCCCCUUCAGACGCGGUCACCGCUUUCCUCGCCGGCACCUCCGACGGUUCUCUGCAGGUUUGGACUCUCACCACGGAGCAGCUCGUGACAUCAUCUGGUGAGUUUGUGGGCCCGUUGACACGCAUGGACCUCAAUCCCACGGCUAGUUAUUCGCAAAGUGCGUCUGACCAUCAGUGCAAAGUCACAAUUGCCCUUGUCCGGGACGUUUCAAAUGGGAUGGAAUCACGUAGAGAAAACGAUCAGCAACCUCUUGAUUUGAAGCCAUUUCUACAAACAAGCCUUUCCGAUGUUUGGUCGAAAUUACUGAAAGCGCCUUCACCGACUACCAGCUUUUUCGAUAUUGCCUCCUCGUUCGCAGUCCUGCCAGAUCCGCCUGCCGAGAAACUCACCAUCACAUGUUGCAUAGUCAUCUACUCCACAUCUGCGCCCCUUCACUCGUCCAAGGUCCCCCCUGCCUCCCCACCCUCCCACCCCUGUCCCCCACCACUCCCUCCACGUGUCGUCCUGGCGACUGCGUCGGGUGACAUCAUCGUCGCCCAACUCGCACCCCUCCUGCACUCCCUCUGGCUGCCCGACCAAUCGCCCUGCCGCUCCGAGCAGUAUCGAUUGAGGGGACACCGAGGCCCCGUGCUUGCCCUGCUGCAUCCCUACUCCUUCGCCAGGGACAAGUCCGCCUUUCGAGCGAGCUUGCUCGUCUCCGGUGGCGAGGACUGUUCGGUGCGAGCGUGGGACCUCGACCCGCACCCUACCGAGUCCCGCCUCGAAGCGCACUGCUUGGCUGUGUUUCACAACCAUGCAGCGCCCGUAAUCGCACUCACCGUGGGACCGACGCCUGAUAGCGCGUGCGGAGUGAAAAGUACCUUCUUGUCGUCGUGCGUCGCUUGCGUUGCCGCCGAUGGCACCGUCAGCGUCAUUUCGCCCCAGGAUCGCUUCACCCUCUUGCGUGCCCGAUCCGGUUUCGGAGGUUCGCCGGUGGGCGGUGGAGGCUACGGUGUGCCCCUCGGUAUCCACGCGAUAAGUUGGCGUGUCGUGGAAAUGCUCCUUCUCAUUCUUGCCGACGACGGCUCUCUCUCGAUCUGGGAUUUGGGCCUGGGGCAACUGGAAAGAUACGAGACUGGGGCGGUGGCAUUGGACAUAUUCAACACAGGCACCGAUACCGUGGUGAUAAGUUCGCGUCCCUCCCCGUUGUCAUUGGCCACCAUCACCCCAGCCAAUCAGAGUGCGUCCGCAGCCAGCACCCGACAUCGCGUUGUGCCAUCUAGGCUGACACGCCGCAACCGACACACUGACCAAUCGCGUUUUCUCCCACCCCUCGUCCUCCAGGCCCUUGGUUCCAAUGUCGGUGGAGGACCCGCUGCCAUCGUCUUUCACUACGACAUCGAGGCUAUCAUCACGAACCUCCUUUCAACUGCUGUCUCUUCAAAGGACACAUCGAGUCACUCGUCGCACGACAUUCCACUGGGUCUUCAGGAUUGCGCAAACCUCCUGAAAAUUCUGCUUUCCUUGAUCUUUCCAUGGGGCGUGAGUUCGGCACAAUCAGAUGAAGAAAUCGCGGACGGACUUCAGUUGACACCACCGACUAGCACGCGACCCGACGUGCUCUUGGGUGCUAUAUCGCGGUCUGGCUACCUCUCCAUCAAGAUGCCAGUUCCACCGUCAAGCCGCGCGACAACCAGUAUCUACACGUUGUCUUCGAGAGUGUCGACGCGUCUGUGCUUGUCGCAGGUGGCUAUUGCCGAGGCUUUGUGCUACGCCCCUGUCUCGCGAUUGGCUGGAACGUUCAAAUCGUCCAGCGCCGCGACAAUGGCCAUAUCAGUGUGCUCCUCGCCUGCGAUAAUCCCUCGUCUGUCGCUCCACCUGCUGCUUGCGCAUUGGCAAGCCAAAUGCCUCCAUGUUAGUUCCGAAUGA